Messenger RNA from Prorocentrum cordatum, 488 nucleotides. Lineage: Eukaryota; Dinophyceae; Prorocentrales; Prorocentraceae. The record is from the annotation of a GenBank genome assembly.
GCGGCCGUGGCAACCAACGUGAUCGAAUGUGUGCAGAACGUGUUCAGCAAGAGGCUCCUGACCAAGGACUACACAGCCACACAGCUGCAGUUCUACACGUCGUUGACGGCGCUGGUUCUCCAGGAGGCCCGAUCUUCCUGCUCCUGAGGGAGAGCGGCCCUGGCACCGCCGUGCCCAGCAGCACGACGAUGAGCCUCGGCGGCGGCGGACUCUCAGGCAUUGACGUCAACGAGACCUACGAGUCCUUGACACCUGCGUUUGAGGGCGAGCUCUCUUCCAGCGGGCUAGGCAACGGAACCUUGCUCCUGCUGUGGAUCGACGGCGUGCUGUACCACGCGCAGUCGGUCGUGGCCUACGUGGUCAUGUCGUACCUGUCGCCUGUGACCGUGUCGGUGGUCAACACGCUGAAGCGCGCGCUGCUGAUCUGGAGAUCAGCGUGCUUGUGUUCGGCAACGAGGUCACAGCAAUGGGCGUGGUCGGCACCAUGA